ACUCCAGUUGUAAAUAAUGCCCUCCAAAACUUUUAUUGCUGUCCUCUGCCUUGCAAUCGUUUUCUACAUGGUCACAGCUGUUCCUGUAGAGUUGGUAGAAGCUUCGGCUUCAUCUACUACAUCAUCGGUCACUAAGAAUUCAAACUCUUCUGAUCCUACACCUGCUGGAUCUACAGAAACUACAACAAAGUCUGGAAAUGGAGUUAGCAUGAUCUUCACUCUUAUCCCAGUUGCUAUUUGGUUACUCAAGUAAUUAUCAUAAUUUUGAUCAAUUUUGUUUCAAUAAAUAAUUUAUAAAUAUUCGA
Messenger RNA from Caenorhabditis elegans, 305 nucleotides. It is a transcript of the gene Y57E12B.11, whose product is annotated as MS Related Protein. The record is from RefSeq and is marked reviewed. The transcript has 2 exons. The coding region runs from base 17 to 253 and encodes 78 amino acids. NCBI's taxonomy places the organism in Eukaryota, Metazoa, Nematoda, Chromadorea, Rhabditida, Rhabditidae.